Messenger RNA from Phytophthora sojae, 969 nucleotides. RefSeq lists its product as hypothetical. Lineage: Eukaryota; Oomycota; Peronosporomycetes; Peronosporales; Peronosporaceae. The coding region runs from base 6 to 899 and encodes 297 amino acids. Gene Ontology annotation, biological process: protein dephosphorylation. The record is from RefSeq and is a predicted model, not a curated record. The transcript has 3 exons. Gene Ontology annotation, molecular function: protein serine/threonine phosphatase activity.
CCAAGAUGUCCCGCUUCCUGGCCGAACCCAUCACGACCAAGGAGUCCGAGAGCUUCUCGGCGCCCGGCAUGUCCAUCGGCAGGUCCAGCAUGCAGGGCUGGCGCGACACCAUGGAGGACGUGGACAUUGUGAGCAUUCCCAUGCACCCAGACGUGCCGGACACCACUUGCGUCGCUGUAUUCGACGGCCACGGAGGACCCUCCGUCUCCACGUACAUUGCGGAGAAGAUCGUGGAGGCUAUCACGGCUACGGAGGCUUUUAAGAAGGACCACAAGUCGCCUGAGUCGCUGGCUGUGGCGCUGUGCGAGGGCUUCAUGGCCGCUGACGAGAUGCUGAAGGAAGACCCGGAGUACGCCACUUCCAGCGAUGAAGUCGGCUCCACGGGGCUCUUCGCUAUUGUCACGCCCAAGGACAUUGUGUGCGCCAACGUGGGCGACUCGCGCUGCAUUCUGAGCAACGCCAAGACGCCGGAAGUUCUGCAGCUGUCGGUGGACCACAAGCCCGACUUGGAGUUCGAGAAGCAGCGCAUUGUGGCAGCGGGCGGCACAGUCUUUCGUGGACGCGUGUGCGGCGGUGUGGCUGUCUCGCGGAGCUUCGGAGACCUGUGGUUCAAGCGUAACGCUGAUCUCAAGCCCCACCAGCAGCUAGUGACGUCCGAGCCCUGCGUGCGCGUCCAGCGCCGCGACCCCGCCGACGAGUUCCUGGUGCUGUGUUGUGACGGUAUCUACGACGUCAUGAGCAACGACCAGCUGCGCAAGUUCAUCCGCAGUAAGAUCAAGAACGGCGUGAAGAGCCCCAAGGAGAUCGCCGAAAACCUGCUCGAUGAGUGUCUGGCCAAGGGCAGUCGCGAUAACAUGAGCGCCGUCAUCGUGCUCUUCGACGCUGCCCUCAAGAAGUAACGGCCUCUUCCAGGUCUUUUGGUCAGCGAUGAAGGCAUGUAGCCUCACAGAGCUCCUCUUGUUUUAUUCU